AUGCCAACUCUACUCCUCUACUACAUCCUCCUCCAUUUCCUCCACUCCCUCUCCGCCACGUCACCAUCACCAAUCCCUAGCACAAUCCAGCUCCCCCGCCCGCUCUCCACCACCGGUGCCGUCUCCGUCACCGACUUCGGCGCCACCGGCGACGGAACUCACUACGACACCCAUGCCAUCCAAUCCGCAAUCGACGCCUGCUCUCCCUCUUCCCCCUCCUCCUCCACCGGCGCCACCUGCUACGUGACCUUCCCGCCGGGGAAAUACCUAACUGCGACCGUCCACCUGAGGUCGAAUGUCGUCCUCGACAUCCAGCCCGGCGCCGUCGUCCUCGGCGGGCCGAGGAUCGAGGACUACCCGAAGGAAUCGAGCAGGUGGUACGUGGUGCUGGCGGAGAACGCGACGGACGUCGGGAUCACCGGCGGCGGGACUGUCGACGGGAACGGGCAUUUGUUCGUGGAGAGGUUCAACAGCGUGAAGAACGUGAUGGUGAGCUGGAACGCCACCGGAGAUUGCUUGGGGGACGAGUGCCGCCCGCGAUUGGUUGGGUUCAUCGGUUGCACGAACGUCCGCGUCUGGAAUGUUACCUUCACCCAGCCUGCUUAUUGGUGCUUCCACCUGGUGAGGUGCGACAACACUCAGAUCCAUGAUAUUGCCAUAUACGGCGACUUCAACACGCCUAACAAUGACGGGAUAGACAUAGAAGAUUCCAAUAACACGGUCAUCAAACGAUGCCACAUUGACACAGGAGAUGAUGCAAUUUGUCCCAAGACAUCAAACGGGCCAUUGUACAACUUGACUGCAACGGAUUGCUGGAUUCGGACUAAAUCUUCUGCGAUCAAGUUCGGGAGUGCUAGCUGGUUCGACUUCAAAGGGCUGGUCUUUGACAACAUUAACAUCGUGGAUUCUCACAGGGGGCUUGGAUUCCAGAUGCGAGAUGGAGGAAAUGUGAGCGACGUCGUCUUCUCCAACAUGAACAUCAGCACAAGGUACUACCACCCAUCAUGGUGGGGGAGAGCAGAGCCCAUCUACGUGACAACAUGCCCAAGAGACUCGACUUCAAAGAAGGGCUACAUAUCGAACCUGCUCUUCGUCAACAUAACCGCUCACUCAGAGAACGGGGUCUUCUUAUCGGGCUGUGAAGGCGGAAUGCUCAGCAACCUGAGGUUCGUGAACGUAAACUUCACUUACAGAAGGUGGACCAACUUCGAUGGCGGGUUGAUAGACUACAGACCAGGAUGCCAGGGGCUCGUGAAGCAUGGCGCGGCAGGGAUGAUCAUGGAGCACAUUCAGGGCUUGGAGGUUGAGAAUGUGAGCAUGAGAUGGGCUAGUGGUGGUGCCAAAGAGGAAUGGGAUAACCCUCUGGAGUUCAGACCUUCUACUGUUAAUAACGUCUCUUUCCUCAAUUUCCAUUCCGGUGUCUAUGCACAGUGA
Messenger RNA from Linum trigynum, 1434 nucleotides. The record is from the annotation of a GenBank genome assembly. NCBI's taxonomy places the organism in Eukaryota, Viridiplantae, Streptophyta, Magnoliopsida, Malpighiales, Linaceae.